Messenger RNA from Paramecium octaurelia, 1808 nucleotides. The record is from the annotation of a GenBank genome assembly. NCBI's taxonomy places the organism in Eukaryota, Ciliophora, Oligohymenophorea, Peniculida, Parameciidae.
AUGCACGAUCAAGGUAUGUGAUUUAUUGGAACUAGGCAUUUCACAGCCCAUACCCUCAAACCACCCUAGCCAAUCUUUCGUAAGACAGUCUCGAUAGACAUAUGUAUUAAUAAAUCCCCAAAUCUUAGAAAGCCCAGUUUCCCAGGACUAAAAAGAAUAAUUUUUCAAAGAAUCCAAACUUACCAUCUCAUUUUCCUCUCCGCCGAAUUCUGGUCGAGAUAACUGCAUUCCUGACGAAGAAGUAAUAUCGUACUUCAUCCCAGACGACAAUCACUCGCAAGCCAGCUACAAAUAGGUACGCUUCAUUGAACCUCAAGAAAAGUAAUUUGAUAACAUAAGUAGAGUAGAACUACUAAUACUAUUGGGUAUAAAUACAGAAGGCAGAGGUCCAUUCCCAUCCCUGAAAAAGUUCAAGAAGAUUUGAUUGGAGAGUCCUCUUAACUCUCCCCUUACAACAAGAGUUAAAUCCGUAUUAAAGAACGGUAACAUAUGAAUUAAUCGACUAAUUUAUUACAUGACAAUGAAAAUUAAUUUGCCUUAAAUGCCAUCUAACUAGAUAAUAGUUUUGGCCUGAAAACUAUCUCAUCAAGCUAACAAUCUGAUCAAAUCAGUCAAUUGGCAGAUGAACUAGUCACUUUAGUCAAAAAUUACUUAAAUGAUAUUUCAUACCAUGAAAGGCAUUUUACUUUUGAUGAACGAGAAAUUGACUACAGAAAUCGAUAACAACUUUAACGCAGAGUACUUUAAGUAAACUUCACAAUUAUUAACUAGAAAGCCUUAGUAAACUUAAAUCUUAAGUAAAAUUUUUCAACUUCCUCUCCUAUUUCCAAAAGAUCCAAUGUACAACAUAGUCAAGAUGAUUUCAAUAUAGACUAUUAGGAAUUGCUAUAAAAAAUUGAGGAUCUAACUGAUUAAAAUGAUUUAUUGAAGGAUAAAUUAGAAAUUCAAGAUUUGAAAUUAUUAGAACAAUACGAAGAAGUUAAAGAACUCAAGAUAUAAUUUGUGGAUUUGGAAUUGAAAAACAAGUCUCUAUUAAUUGAUUUAGAUUCUAAGGAGUAAGAAAUCACUACUUUGAAUGAGUAGUUGUUGCAAUUGAAAAAAUAAUUAGAUGACCAAAUUAAAAUUGGUUAAAUGCAAACGUAAAAAAUCUCAUAAUUGGAAUAACAGUAAAUGAUUGAAAAACAAUCGAAUUCUUAUUAUUACACUUUGAAACCUAAUACUAGUCUGAAUAGAUCAUUUAAAAAGGAGAAAAAACAUACAAAUUCAUUUCAUGAAGUCUGUUCGUCCCCCAAUGGAAAGAAAAUUAUGAUUGUAAACAGUAGCACCAAUAGUUCACAACAAUCACCAAGGAAUCUGUAAAUUUCAAAUAGCAAAACCCUCAAUUUGGAUGAUACCACCUACUUUGGAUCAGUUUACAACGAAAAAAGAUAGGGAUAUGGGAAUCUAAAGAAGGGAGAUAAGAAAUUAUAUAUGGGUAUUAAUGAUAAGUUAACAACAAGGAUUCUGGAAGGAUGACUCUUUCAAUGGGUUUGGACAUUUAAACAAUGAGACUGUGGAUUUUGGCAUAAUUGAUUACAGAAACUUAGAUUCAGUAGGAAAUAAGUGGAUUAGCUAUCAAGGGGAGUUCUAGGAUGGCUUGUUUCAUGGUUAUGGAAUUUGGACAUUUAGUGACAAUUCUAGAUUCCAUGGAGUGUUCUAAUUAGGCAAAGCUUGUGGUAGAGGGUACUAUAAAUUACAUAUCAAUUAGUGCUUACUAUACAAAUAUUAAUACUAUUUAGGGAAUAUGGAAUAAAAAUAUUAAAAUGUGA